Messenger RNA from Nothobranchius furzeri (turquoise killifish), 3078 nucleotides. RefSeq names its product Rho guanine nucleotide exchange factor (GEF) 4 (gene arhgef4). The record is from RefSeq and is a predicted model, not a curated record. Gene Ontology annotation, molecular function: protein binding; guanyl-nucleotide exchange factor activity. Gene Ontology annotation, biological process: intracellular signal transduction. NCBI's taxonomy places the organism in Eukaryota, Metazoa, Chordata, Actinopteri, Cyprinodontiformes, Nothobranchiidae.
GGGAAAAGGGGGAGAGCUGCGUGAGUUCAUGUGAAGACAUGAAGCGAUGCUGAUCCAAUAGCACUUAGAGACCGAGCGCUGCUGCAGCUGACAGGAGCUGUGCUCCGAGGGUCCGGGCUCGCUCCAGGAGGACUCAGCUGGAGCUUAGCCCAGCUGAGACUGAGGCGGAUCUACAUCAGCAGGCCCUCUGCGCCUCCUCCUCUCUGGAAGAGGAAGAGAAACCGCCUCUCCACCUCAGUCCUUGCUGCGAACUUCUGACCCCCCUCCCAUUGUGUCCACACUGGGAUGCGGACCCAGCAUGUCUCAGAGGGGGGCGUGCCGGGGCCUGGGGAACGCUCCGGGUUGUCACCGGGGUCUGGGUCCGACGGAGGGAGCCCGGUGGGCAGACAGGGGGGCCCAUUGGGGUACGGAAUCAGUGCGGGUGGAUGCACGGGUGGAAGUGGAGGGGGAGGUAGUCUAGGAGGAACUCUGAAUAGGAUCCUGUCCCGCUACUGGAGCCUGGAAAGUCUGCACUCCACCACAGCGGUGGUGGUCCCUGAUGGAGGAUCAGAGAAGUCCGUGUUUUGUGAUGAACUCUGUAGUAAAGAGGACAUUCUGUAUGAAGACUUUCACAGUUCUGGACAUCGGUAUGAACACCCAGGAGGAGGUGGAGAGCAGCUAGCCAUCAAUGAGCUGAUCAGUGAUGGCAGCGUGGUGUAUGCUGAGGCCCUCUGGGACCACGUUACCAUGGACGCACAGGAGCUGGGCUUCAAAGCUGGAGAUGUCAUCAAAGUGAUCGAUGCCACAAACAAGGAGUGGUGGUGGGGAUGCAUCAUGGACAGCGAGGGCUGGUUUCCUGCCAGCUUUAUACGGCUGCGUGUGAAUCAGGACGAUCCAGUGGAGGAGUACAUGUCCUAUCUGGAGGAGGCUGAAGCUGGAGAUGAGGAACAAGCAGGACCCGGUUUACCCUGUAAGGAGCAGAUGAGAGCCAACGUCAUCAAUGAGAUCAUGAGCACAGAGCGAGACUACAUCAAGCACCUGAAAGACAUUUGUGAGGGUUACAUCAAACAGUGUCGUAAGAGGACGGAUAUGUUCACUGAAGAGCAGCUCCUGACAAUCUUCGGCAAUAUCGAGGAGAUCUACAGAUUCCAGAGGAAGUUCCUGAAAGGCCUGGAAAAAAAGUUCAACAACGAGCAGCCUCAUCUCAGCGAGAUAGGCUGCUGUUUUCUUGAACAUCAAACAGAUUUCCAGAUCUACUCAGAGUAUUGUAACAAUCACCCCAAUGCCUGUAUCCAGAUCUCCAAGCUCAUGAAGGUCAACAAGUACGUGUUCUUUUUUGAAGCCUGCCGGCUGCUCCAAAAGAUGAUUGACAUUUCUCUGGAUGGCUUCCUGCUCACUCCGGUUCAGAAGAUCUGCAAGUACCCACUACAGCUGGCUGAGCUCCUUAAGUACACCAAUCCUCAGCACAGGGACUACACAGAUGUGGAGGCAGCUCUAAACGCCAUGAAGAAUGUGGCCCGGUUGAUCAACGAGAGAAAACGACGUUUGGAGAACAUCGACAAGAUCGCUCGGUGGCAGAGUUCCAUAGAGGACUGGGAGGGUGAAGAUGUUCUUGUCAAAAGUUCUGAACUCAUCUUUUCAGGCGAACUGAACAAGCUGUCCCAGCCUCAGACCAAGAGUCAACAGAGAAUGUUUUUCCUGUUUGACCAUCAGAUGGUUUACUGCAAAAAGGAUCUUCUUCGUCGAGACAUUCUGUACUACAAGGGUCGUAUGGACAUGGAUCAGGUGGAGGUGACUGAUGUGGAGGAUGGGAAAGAGAAGGAUUUUAACAUAAGUGUGAAGAAUGCCUUGAAGCUUCGGUUUGGUGAGGAAGUCCACCUUCUCUGUGCCAAGAAGCUGGAACUGAAGCAGCGUUGGCUCAGAGCCUUUGCUGAUGAGAGGAAGCAGGUUCAUCAUGACCGCGAGACAGGUUUUUCACUGACUGAAGUCCAAAAGAAACAGGCCAUGCUGAACGCCGGCAAACAUUAUGUGGUCAGUAAACCCAAAGCAGUGACCAGGCCGUACUGCGACUUCCUGCUGCGUCAGAAACACCCCUCCCUCCCCGCCGCUUUGCCCCAGCAGCAGGUCUUCAUGCUGGCUGAGCCCAAACGAAAAACCACCUUCUGGCACAACAUCGGGAGGUUGACACCUUUCAAGAAGUGAACCCCAAACCAGAAGGGAGGCUGUGGAGCAAUGGAGGGACGGCCUGAAAGAGAAAACCUGUCUAAUUCUCAUUCCUCUCAUUUCUUUCCAACUCGUAACUUUUCCAGGGUGACUUACUGAUCUGUUUAGAGGAAGAUUAUAAAGAGGAAGAGAUAAUUUUUGAAAGCACUUUAUUGGCUGGUGUCGUGGUGACACGGGGACGAACGGAGUGCGGACUUAACUAGUCGACUAACUGCUACUAAAUGUCUGCAGAGACCGUGGGAGUCCAGCUGAUUCUUUCCACUGGUUCUUUCUUUUGAUUUAUGAUUUUCCAACUUUUUAUUGUGUCACAGGAUUUAUUUGGAUAUUUCUCUGUUUUCUGUACUUUAAAGGGGAAGGAUGUUUCGUGCUUUUUUACGUGCAGAAACAUCAUUUCAGGAUUAUUUGAACCACAUUGCAUUGUUCUGUGCUCUCCAUCUGUAUAGAUUUGGUUCAUAUUUACUCAGUUGUAUACAGCGUUAAUGAUUCUGACUACACACCUAGAGAUUUGCCAACACUUUCCUUCAGGUGGAUCCUACGUUGAUGAGAGUACAUCAUCUGCACCAGUUCUUUUAUUUCAUUUUUUGUGCCAUUUAGCGUGCGACCUGACUUUUGAAGACGUGCAUGGAUGUGAUGAACUAAAACUGUGAAGACUUCUGGUUAAUAUUUACCUCUGCAGGACCUUGCUGUGUUUACCUGACUGACUGGCUGAGCGUUAUACUCUCACAUCAGUGCUUAUACCUUACUCUGUUGGUCUGGUCUCUGUAAUCUCAUGUUCAGUGCAGCCCAGUGAUGCUCUGUAAGUGCAUUCAGUGAAUCAAACUUAUUUCAACUUUAUGUUCAAAUGUUAACCAAUAUUAAACAUUCCUAAUCUACAAA